UGAGUUGAAAAGGUGGGAGUUCGCGCAGGCGCAGUUAACGAUCAAUAACAAUUGGCUCCUAUGCAAAGUCAUCGUUUAGCUGUACCGUAUUCUGUGUCCAUACAAAAAAUUGUACUGCAGUUUUAAGAAUGUAUACUUCAUUUCAAAAGCUAACGUGUUUUAACUGAUUAGGUGAGAAAAUGUCUGUUACAUAAUGCAUUGCAUUCAAUAGAAAGCAUGAUGUAUGCAUUAAUCUUGUAAUUACAAAUAGUAAGUUAUUUUUUCACAUCUUAUGUAACUGACGGCACUCGUAAGUUAUACAACAGUGUUUAAUUUCUGACCGAUUGUGGGCUAUUGAAGAUCUAAUAUUAUUACUUGUUGAAUUCAAGCAAAUUAUAUAAACAUGUUGCAGUUUGGAACUCCCGUCUAUACGUUAUCUCAGUUAGUUUUACCAUUUAAAAAUGUUUCUUCCAUUUUAUCUGGUUAUGCAAACAAAAUAACUGUGAAAAUUAGGGAAAGGAAACGUAAUAAUCAAGAUGAUUCUAAAAGUAUUAUUUGUGCUAGAAGUUUGCAAGAAGUUUUACAUAAUGUUGAUCCAGCUCUUAUUAGAAUGUGUUCAUAUUUAACUUCAAAACGGCAAAUUGAUGCAAUUGAUCAAGGUUUGAAUUUACAUCCUGUUGUUUAUUCUUCUGCUGCAACAUUUUUUGAAAAUAAAUGUGGAUUCCCUGAAGUUGAUUUAUGUCGAAACUAUUUAUUGCCCAGAAACAGCAAUUUAGUUUGCCCUCAAAUAUAUUUUACUGUUUUACAAAAGAGAGGAUUUAAAACUCGUAGUUUUAAGAAGGUCACAGGCUUGAGAACAAGCUCAGAAAGUGUUGAAUCCACUUCAAAUUGGAUUGAGCGUAUUCCAGUGAUACGUGGAUGGACAAGCAAAGAUAAAGCCAAAACUCAGAGUGAAGUUGAACAACAACGGAAAUUAAAAACUUUGCUUUCAGAUGAAAGCUUAAGUCUUGAAGAACAACAAAGAUUAAGAAUUGCAUUUGCUGAAGGAUACAGUGCAGCCGAUUCCAAAGAAAAAACAAGUUCAAAGUUAGGAAUGUUUAAUAUUUUUAGAGAUCUCCUUGGAAUAAUUUUAAUUUUAUAUAUCCUUUCAUCUGUAAUGACAGGUUCAUUUCGAAGAGUUUUCAUGGGUACUGCUAAUGAAGUAUAUCCCGAAGAAAUUGAUGUAACAUUUGAAGAUGUUAAAGGUGUAGAUGAAGCCAAGCAGGAAUUACAAGAAAUUGUAGAAUUUUUACGCAAUCCAGAAAAAUUCUCUGCUUUAGGGGGUAAAUUACCAAAAGGUGUGUUAUUAGUUGGUCCACCUGGAACAGGAAAAACAUUAUUGGCUAGAGCAGUUGCUGGUGAAGCUGAUGUACCUUUCUUCCAUGCAGCAGGUCCAGAAUUUGAUGAGAUACUUGUGGGACAGGGUGCGCGGAGAGUUAGAGAUCUUUUCAGUCGAGCAAAAUCCAGGGCACCUUGUGUUAUUUUUAUUGACGAAAUUGAUUCUGUUGGUGCAAAACGCAGCAAUUCUUUACUUCAUCCAUAUGCUAAUCAAACCAUUAAUCAAUUACUCACUGAAAUGGAUGGUUUUCGUCAAAAUGAAGGCGUUAUUGUCUUGGGAGCUACAAACCGUCGAGAUGAUUUGGAUAAAGCGCUGCUACGACCAGGCAGGUUUGAUGUUGAAAUCAAUGUUAGUAUCCCAGAUCUUAAUGGACGUAAAGAAAUACUAGAACUGUACCUUGGUAAGGUAAAGCUUGCUUCAGAUGUAAAUGUUGAAGUAUUAGCUCGUGGAACAACUGGAUUUACUGGAGCUGAUUUGGAAAAUAUGGUUAAUCAAGCAGCUUUAAGAGCUGCUAUCGAUAAAGCAGAGGCAGUAUCUAUGUUGUAUUUGGAGAAUGCUCGAGAUAAAGUUCUUAUGGGACCAGAGAGGAAAUCUCGAAUCCCAGAUGAAGAAGCCAAUAUUAUCACUGCUUAUCAUGAAGCUGGCCAUGCCUUAGUAGCUCAUUAUACAAAAGAUUCACAUCCAUUGCAUAAAGUAACGAUUAUACCAAGAGGCCCUUCUCUAGGACAUACUGCAUAUAUUCCUGAGAAAGAGCACUAUCAUGUAACUAGAUCACAAAUGCUUGCUCAAAUGGACACACUUAUGGGUGGCAGAGUAGCUGAAGAACUGAUAUUUGGACAUGAGAAAAUUACCUCUGGAGCAGCAAGUGAUUUAAAACAAGCCACAGCAAUUGCAACACAUAUGGUGAAAGAAUGGGGAAUGUCGGAUAAAGUUGGAGUGCGCACUUUUGAUGAAGACCGCAACUCACUUGUUGUAGUGAGUGAUUUAUCAGCUACUACUACUGAGGUAAUUGAUGCAGAAAUUAAACGUCUUCUUAGUGAAUCGUAUGAAAGAGCAAAGAACAUACUUAAAAUACAUUGUAAAGAACAUAAAUUGAUAGCUGAAGCUUUACUAAAAUAUGAGACCUUAGAUGCAGGUGAUGUCAAAGAACUAAUUUCUAAUAAUGUUAUGUCCCGUGUUAUAAAAAAAUGAAAAGUUAUUAUUGUAGGUAAUGUAAAAAGUUUAAAUAUUUUUAAAUAGUAAAAUCUGUAACUUUUCUGUUUUGUUUAUUUAAUAUCACUUAGUUUUACAUGUUGAAAUUUUAGCUGUUUAUUUUAGUAUUAUUCAAAAGAAUCGAAAUGCAUCUGAUUCUUUUCUUGUCUGCUCUACAAAACUGUUUAAUUAUUUUAAAUGUAAUUAGUCUAAAAAGGAUUUAGCUUGUAAUUCUGUUUCAACUGUUAAUGAUUUUAAUCAUUUUCUUGUAAAACUGCCUUCCACCCUUGUACUUAAUUUCAAAGACAACCUAUUGGAAUAAUAUUUUGUUUUGCAAACUAUUCUGGGAAAAAAAUAAAUCAGUAUUUUAAAAGU
Molecule: messenger RNA, 2923 nt
Organism: Argiope bruennichi
Lineage: Eukaryota; Metazoa; Arthropoda; Arachnida; Araneae; Araneidae
Gene: YME1L
Product: ATP-dependent zinc metalloprotease YME1L-like
Exons: 1
Coding region: 383-2548 (721 amino acids)
Biological process (GO): protein quality control for misfolded or incompletely synthesized proteins; mitochondrion organization
Cellular component (GO): mitochondrial inner membrane
Molecular function (GO): ATP binding; ATP hydrolysis activity; ATP-dependent peptidase activity
Source: RefSeq, a predicted model, not a curated record